AUGUACAGAAUCGCAAGCGCCUCCGAGUACCUGGUGAUCACCGGCAUCGGAAUCCCAGACAUCAAGCUCGCCAAGAAGGCAUGGAUCCUCCCCGGCCAGUCCAGCUCCAGGUUCGACCUCUCCCCCGUCAACUACACCUUCGAGGUCCAGGCCAUGAGCGCCGAGAAGCUCCCCUUCGUCCUCCCCGCCGUCUUCACCAUCGGCCCCCACGCCGACGACCACGACAGCCUCCUCAAGUACGCCAGGCUCAUCUCCGCCCACGAUAAGAACUCCAGGCACCUCAACGAGCUCGUCCAGGGUGUAAUCGAAGGGGAGACCCGCGUCCUCGCGGCCUCCAUGACCAUGGAGGAGAUCUUCAGGGGAACCAAAGAGUUCAAGAAGGAGGUCUUCGAGAAGGUCCAGCUCGAGCUCAACCAGUUCGGUCUCUGGAUCUACAACGCCAACGUCAAGCAGCUCGUCGACGUCCGCGGCCACGAGUAUUUCUCUUACCUAGGGCAGAAGACGCAGAUGGAGGCGGCGAAUCAGGCCAGGGUGGACGUGGCGGAGGCCAAGAUGAAGGGGGAAAUCGGAUCCAAGCUGAGGGAUGGCCAGACGCAGCAGAACGCGGCCAAAAUCGACGCCGAAACAAAGAUCAUCUCCACGCAGCGGCAGGGGGACGGGAAGAAGGAGGAGAUCAAGGUCAGGACGGCGGUCAAGGUGUUUGAGAACCUCAAGGAGGCGGAGGUGGCCGAGGCCAAUGCAGAGCUGGCGAAGAAGAAGGCUGGCUGGGCCAAGGAGGCGCAUGUGGCGGAGGUCGAGGCCAACAAGGCCGUGGCGCUCAGGGACGCCCAGCUGCAGAAGGAGGUUGAGCAGAUGAACGUGAUGACCACGACCGAGAAGCUCAAGGCCGAGUUUCUGAGCAAAGCAAGCGUCGAGUACGAGACCAAGGUGCAAGAGGCCAACUGGGAGCUGUACAAGAAGCAAAAGGCUGCUGAGGCAUACCUAUACGAAAAGGAGAAGGAAGCCGAGGCCCAGAAAGCCUCAGCCGAGGCAGCCUUUUUCGGGCGGAAGCAGAAAGUGGAUGGAGACUUUUAUGCCAAGCUGAAGGAGGCCGAGGGCCUGAAGGCCCUAGCGGAAGCCCAGGGGACUUACAUUCGCACCCUUAUGGAUGCAAUGGGCGGUAACUAUGCGGCCCUAAGGGACUACCUGAUGAUCAGUGGUGGCAUGUUUCAGGAGGUUGCAAAGAUCAAUGCUCAAGCUGUGCAUGGGCUGCAGCCCAAGAUCAGCAUAUGGACCAACGGCGGCCAUGGCCAGGGAGAAGCUGGUGGUACUGAUGCUAUGAAGGAAGUUGCCGGAGUUUACAAGAUGCUGCCGCCGUUGUUCAAGACUGUGCAGGAGCAGACUGGGAUGGUGCCACCGGCCUGGAUGGGCACCAUGACCGACAAGAAUUGA
This is a messenger RNA of Striga hermonthica, 1431 nucleotides long. The record is from the annotation of a GenBank genome assembly. Lineage: Eukaryota; Viridiplantae; Streptophyta; Magnoliopsida; Lamiales; Orobanchaceae.